GGUCGAUAAGAUGUCGUUUAAAUUUGAAAUUUCUCUGCGCCGUUGAGACGUCUGAUAAACGGCUAGAGGGACGGUGUAGGACGCACGAGCUUUUAACGGCGACACCGGUUUUUUUUUGUUUUUUCACCGGAAAGAAACCCGACGAUUUAAGUAUGAGCUCGGAGGUGGUGAACGAUGAGAAUCAGGUCGCUUUGCCCAUACGUAAGCGCGUCCCGUCUGAAUCGUCCGCCGACAUUUUCGCUCUUGAUCAGCCCACGGGUCGUCCGUCCAUCCUGAGGCAGUCUCAGGUGGAGAACCUUAACAAGAACAUCUCUAAGGGAGUGAAGGUUUGUUUCCAGACUCCACUCAGAGACCCUGUCACAAAGAGGAUCAUGUCCCCGAGCCGUGUGGGCAGAAUGGCUACUCUUGAUGACUGCACUAAUGCACUGGAGUCUCUCAAACUCAAGUCUCCCUCUUUGCCCAGCGCUUCUACACAACCGAUCAACGUUCCCACUAAAAUGGACAGUUCCUUUCCAGACGAUGACAUGCCCAUUCAGAGCAGAGGAGGCUACACUAUUGACUUUGACAACCUUGACUCUGUGAAUCCCUUCCAGAGCUCAAGUAACAUGAUCCUCUCUCCACCCAAACCUGCAGUUCUGCUGCCGGACACUCUGACUGAGCCGACACUAGCCGCCUCAUCUCCUGCUCUCGAAGAAGUGGAACAGGUUACGGAAAAGGUAGACAUGGCUCUGGACGAAACUCUCCCUUUCAUUCCGUCUGUAGAGAAUUCCCUGGCAGACUUUUCUGCAGAAGGUGCUUCCACGGACAGCACAGUGAUCAUCGAGCCAAGGAGAACUGCACUUGCAGAUCACGUCGCUGAUGAUACAGUUGACGUAGAAGUUCCCGAAUCGACCCCUGUCAUUGAUGCAGUAGCCGAUUUGCUUUUAUCCCCUAAAGCAUCCUACCAGAUUGAUUUUGAUGAUUUGGAAUCGGUGGACCCUUUUAAAACCAGUGGCUCAAAAAUCCAGAACUCUCCUCCUGUCUCUGGGAAAACACCAAUCAGUAAUUUAGCACCUUUUAAUACUGAGGAGAUGAGCUCAGGAGUGAAGAACAGUGAGAUGCCUAGUGAGCAUGAAGAUAAGCUUUUUCAUGAUAGAAUGGUUAACCUUUCAGAGGUGAGCACAGACGGUGCUGCCCCCUCAGUGGUGCCCCCUAAAGAUGCUCCCAUGGUGCUGGAGUUUAACUUCGAUGACUGCACUGAAGUCAAACGCAAGCCUCCUCCCAAACGCCUCGGCUUAAAAAAGGCUCCCCUUUCCAAAACCAAAACAGAAGCUGCAAAGCCGGCAUCUGCUACAUCCGAGAAGAAAAGUCCAGAAACCAAACCUGAGUCAUGCAGCAUGCCGUCAGACAGCAUGGAGACAGGAAUUCCUCCAGCCAGAGGUGCUUACAGUAUCGACUUUGAUCAGUUUGACGAUCCAAACUUUAAUCCGUUUGGUACAACAGCAAAAAUGGGGAGCUCUCCUCCUCGUGAUGUUCCAGUGGUGAGGGAAAGCUCAACAAGGCCAGCACAAGCAGAAAACCAGGAAAUCCCUGUGGAGAACGCCACACACAGUUCUCUUUUCUCUGAACCUGAAAAGGCAACAGAAGCGGAACCAUCCUUUAAGGCAACUGAAGAACCUGAGCCUUUACUGGUUCCAAAAACACAUCAGCCCUGCAUUCCGGAUGUUCCAAAGCCUCAGAAGGUGGAAGAGCCAGCUUUUCCCUGCUCAGCAGACUUUGACAGUGCUGCAGCAGAUGAUGAGUUUGUUCCUGGCUCCAUGUUUAUGCCAAGUGAUCUGGAUGGACAGAUUGAUUAUCUGGAGCAGUUUGGAUCAAGCACUUUUAAGGAAUCUGCUCUGCGUAAGCAGUCCCUCUAUCUGAAGUUUGAUCCUCUGCUGAAGGAGAGCCCAAAGAAAGCCGCAGUGGACAGCUCGAGCUUCGGGUUCAGUCUUCCUCGCCCCUCUUUGGCAAUCAGAAUGAUGGAGGCUGCAAGGACAGAGGUACGGCAGAAAUCACAGAAAGAUGACACAAAGCUGCUGGAGGACUUUCCUUCACCGGCAGAGCCUCCUGCAGUUCAGGACCCCACUGUACUGGAUCUGCUGGUCCCAACAAUGAAGCAGACCCAGAUGAGCGAGGAUGUCAUAGUGGACAUGCUGCUGUACACACAGAAAGACAUGGACACUGCUUUGGAAAAAGCCCAACAACAGGCAGAGGAGAAAGUAGUGGAUCUGAAUGCUCAGAUUGAGAAGUUGAGUCUGAAUAAUCAGCACGCGAUGCUGAUCGUGUCUGAAUACGAGGCAGUUAUCGCUCAGAUCACAGCCGAGCACAAGAAGAAGGAAGAGCUAGCACAGGCCGAGCUAAGCCGAGUGCUUCAGGAGAAACAGCAGCUGGCAAAAGAGCUGAGCGACAUGGAGCAUUCCUUCUCUGACGUUGUCAAGCGCCUAGACCGACGCAAAGAAGUCAUUGACGGGUUCAAGAAGAACGAGGAGACGCUAAAGCAGUGCGCUCAGAGUUACUUGGCCAGACUGCGGAAGGAGGAACAGCGUUAUCAGACGCUCAAAUCUCACGCAGAGGAGAAAAUUGAUCAAGCGAAUAAGCAGAUAGCAGAGGUACGCAGUAAGCAGGGAGCAGAGGUUUCUGCUCUUCAGGUGCAGCUCAGGAGAGAGCAGCUCAAAGUGCAGUCUCUGGAAAAGAACCUGGAGCAGAAGACAAAGGAGGUGGAGGAUGUCACCAAGCUGUGUGAUGAGCUAAUUGCAAAAGUGCAGCAACACUGAUCUUGUUUGUUUGUAUAUCUGUGUCUGUCUCUCUCUCUCUCUGUACGUAGAUGUCUUUUUGUGUGUUUCUUAUUGUUGUUCAUCUUGUAAUUGACCAAAUAAAAAAAAAGACUUUUACUGUGCAACACUGACUUCUUUCAGUGAAAAGGUUAAAUAAAGAGUUGAAACAAA
Silurus meridionalis is the source of this 2963-nucleotide messenger RNA. RefSeq names its product transforming, acidic coiled-coil containing protein 3 (gene tacc3). Bases 153 to 2792 code for a protein of 879 amino acids. The transcript has 16 exons. The record is from RefSeq and is a predicted model, not a curated record. NCBI's taxonomy places the organism in Eukaryota, Metazoa, Chordata, Actinopteri, Siluriformes, Siluridae. Gene Ontology annotation, biological process: cell population proliferation; mitotic spindle organization; cerebral cortex development. Gene Ontology annotation, cellular component: cytoplasm.